CUUAAAUAUUCCAAGUUGUCUUCUUUUCCACCAUUUUCACUUCCCGCACUUUCUUCUUCUCACUCACUUCCUCGUACGCCUCACCACCCUCACUUCUUAAAACCCACCAUUUCUGCUCCUCUAAUAAAACAGAAAAGGGAAUGGAAGCCAGAACUUAUCAUCAAUCGAGCCAAAAGAAGUGAAAGAGACAAACCGGAAAGAGGAAAAAGAGAAAGACGGAAAGAGAAGGACUAAGAUGUCAGAAGUUACACCACCUACCGAAGAAGUAGUGAAGGCUUUAUUGGAUUACUUAGUAGACCCAAUGUUACCUUUGAAGGUCUCUCGCAAGAAUCCUCCACUUUCUGAUCAGAAGUCUGUGGCUAAGCAGAUGCAUGCAGUUGUGCUACUUUACAACUACUAUCAGAGGAAGCAGCACAAAGAAUCGCGUUUUUUAGAGUAUGAACCAUUUUGUCAGUUGGUACUAAAUUUAAAACCAGCAUUAGCAUCCCACAUGAAUUUUGCGCAUCAAGGUGAAACUACGACAUCGAAGGGCUUGGGAAAUCAGCUUUCAUUGACAGAACAAGCUAUCAUGGAUGCAUGCAGUAUAUCUAUGUCCUUAGAAACUUUGGGGGAUGCUGAAAAUGUAGAAGAAUGGCCUAUCAGAAAAGUUUCAGUUCUACUAAUAGACUCUAAGAAAGAGAACUGUUUGCUGCUAUACGAUUCCAUCACUAAUGGUGUUUGGUCUGUUAUUGAAGAAUUUCUUAAUGUCUCCGAUAUAGAUUCAGAAUUCUCAAUGAGAGAAGGGGGAAGGACUUCAACACACAAAUAUGAUGCCAAGGAUUCAGGCUUUGAACAGGUUGCUUUUUCAGCAGUUGAGAAAGCUACAGGAAUCCUUCAGUCUGAACUCAUGGUUUUGGAGAGGCAUGUGGUAUACUCCUUAAGCAAAGAUAAAACAGCUUCUUGUUUCUACAUUAUGCAAUGCAUCCAGUCCAGCCAAGACUUUGAAAUCCCUAUCAAAGAUACAAUUGAGAGUUUGCAGGGCCCACUUUUGAGAUGGAGUUCUGGUUGCUGGACACAAACCCAAGUGGUCGAGUAUUAUAAUGUGCUUCCUUAUGCCAAGGUUAUGUCUAGAUGGUGCUCAAGGGAAUUUAUUCCGAAUGGCUUAGCGAGUUUGGAUGUUAGCAGCUUGGAGAAAUUCUAUGAGAAUCGCAGUGAGGAAUUUGCUGAAAGUAGGCAAGCCAUCUCAAAUGCUUCGCAGAAUUAUUGUACUGGAUUGGAAGACAUAGUUGAUAAAAGAUCUUUAAUGUUGGAAAGCACAUGUUAUCAGGAAUUCAGUAUGUUUCCGGUCUUCUGUGAUCGAAGCUACAAUGAUGCCAAAUCCAGCGGUACUGAGGCCAUUGCUGAUGAAAUCUCUAAGCUAGUGGAGAAAGAAGCUGAAGACAUUGAAAUUUCAAGUGUCUCACUUGCUGAGGAAAGCUCUCAGAAAGUAAAGAAAGAAGCUCGAGAAAUGAUCAGUUCUGAUCAAUCCUUUGGUGUCACUCACCCAGCUUUGGAAAUGGUGGUAAAUAGCAUUGAUGCACAGCGUAGUGCAAAAGAAUCAAAUGGUACUGAUGAUUUUAAAUUGGAAGCUAUGGAAAGUGAAGUAAAUAAUAAUGCCGUAACUCGGCCUGAAGGGCAAAUGUCAGAAGACUGCAAUAAUGUGCCAUGUACGGGCAAAGACAAACUUAAUUCAGAUAACUUUCAGAUGGUAGAUAUGGAAAUUGUGAAAACUGAAAAAUUAGAGAACAGUUCGGACAUCACUCCCCCAAAUGCAGGACAGUUAUCCAUUGGUGCAUGUUAUGAGGUGGAAAUUGAUACUGUUGAAUGCAACCUAGGAGAGAAAGUUGAAGGAACUGAAAUUUCCAAAAAGUUUGUUAUAAAUCACUCAAUGGAAAGUAAAGAAAAUGCUAAUGCUGGUAAGCCUUUCAAAAUUACUCAGUUAGAAGGGAGAGAGUCGAUAAACUGCAAAGAUGCACAAUGUAUCAGCAAAGAGAAUAUUGUUUCAGGGAAUGAUGAGAUAGUAGUGAUAGAAACCAAGAAUUCAGAAAAAUCAGAUAACUCUUUGGACGCUGGUCACCCAAAUGCAAGACAAUUGGAGAUUGGUGUUUAUUGUUCUCUGAAUAGUGAUCCUGUUGAGUGCAACAGAGGAGAGACCGAAGUUGAAAGCACCGAAAAUUCCAAAAAGUUGUUGGAUUCCAAUCACUCAAUGGAAAGUGAAGAAAAUAAUAACGUGGGAAAGUCCGUAGAAAUUGCUCAACCAGAAGGGCAGCUGUCAGAAAACAGCAAUAAUGUACCAUGUACCAGCGGAAGGAAAACUGAUUCAGAGAACUUUGAGAUGGUAGAGAUAGAAAUUGAGAGAAUAGAAAAAUCUGAUAACUUUUUGGAUAUCCCUCACCCAAAUUCAGAACAGUUACAGGAUGGUGUAUGUUGUGAAAUAAAAACUGAUACUUUCCAGUGCUACAGAGGAGAGAAUGAAGUUGAAAUAACUGAAAAUACCAAUAAGGUAUUGGACAUCAAUCACUCAGCUGUCGAACUUUUAGAAAGUGAUCUUUUCCUUCACAUUGGUGAAGGGACCAUUUGUACUGACAACUCUACACAAACGGAGCUAGAAGUUGAAGAUAUAAAUAGAUCUGAGACAUGCCUUAAGAUCACCCAUUCAUCAUUUGAAGAGUUGGGAAACACUGUAAAUGGAAAUUCCUGGGGCAAAGAAACAAGUGGUGACAAUUCUGAAAAGACACAGAGAUUAGUUAUAGAGACUGAAAAAUCUGAUAGACAUUGUGAUGAUGUAAAGUGCCAGGGAUUGAGCAGUAAUACUUUAGAAGAUUCAAAACAAUGUCCUAGUCCUAAUCUACAGGCUAUCCAGUAUGCUCCCAGAAAGAGACAAAAAAUGCAGAAAAAUGAACUUAUGGAUUUUCUCAACAGACACAAAGAUCAAAAUCUGGAGGUGCCUAAUCGUUUUUACCAUCACCGGAAGCGGAAGCCUGCUUUGGAGAGUGGUUCUUCUUCUUCCGUAGCUGGUACCAGCAUAGAUGUUGACACAGCUGGUACUCCAAAAUCACUUUCUUGUAAUUUUAGGAAAGAAAAUGUUGCUGAAAAUAGCAUCAAUGCAGCAGAUUGCGGAAUAAUUUCUACAAUUGCUGAGAAGGACCUAGAAUUGACACAAACUGCUCUAAAUGUUCUUUUCAGUAAAAGAACUAAACUGUGUCUUCAGAAGCGUAUGAUACAAGAUGAGGUUGUCCAUUGUGACCAAAAUAUUCAGAAGAUUUUAGAAGGUACAGUGCCUAAAUUAAAUCAUGAUAGUAGAUUUUUAAUGCAAUGUGUAAUUGCUUUUAUUUCACGGAACAAAACAAUGUGGAAAUUACGAAAGUGAGCUGUAGUUACGCUAGGGGUGGACAUCACUGAAAACAAUGAGGGUCAAAUUCCUUGUGUAAGUAAAACCUCAAAGCAAACUAGGAUAUCUUCUUUAAUUACUUAGUUUUCGUUUUUCUUUCCAUUAUUGGUCUCUGGCAUGAUGUUUUGUAGUUUCCGUAGGAAUUCCCCCCAUCAGUUUAGCUCUUGAGGUCGAGAAAGUGAUGCAGACUUAGAUAUAUACCAUAAAAUAAUCAAUCUCGUUUUGAUGUCCCAUUGGAGCCAUCCUAAAUAAUAUUCUUUCGGUAAAUGCUGAUAAAUGUCUUCUUUAUUGUUUGUCUAUUUACGGAUCAACUUGUAUUUUCUAAAUGUUCACGUUAAAAUGCCUUCUCUAGUUAAGUAAAACUUUUAUAGUGAGGUGAUGUGCUUGAUUGUGGGGUUUCGUAUCUUAUUUCUUUUCUUAUAGGGUUUGGUAGGUUGGGUUCAGUGUCUUUGACUAGAUGUAAUCCACAUUGAAAAGGCAAUUGGUGAUAUUUUAGGUGUGACUAUGAAGAGUUUCUACGGUUUUACUGCUUUCUAUCAUUCUUUCUUAGAAUAUAGAGGAAUUUCCCUGAGAUGAAGGUCCUAGAUGGUAUGAUGUACUUUCUUCAGCAUAUAUGCUAUUAUAAAUGUGAAAUAUUGAGUUUGUUCUAUGAAGAAAAAUUAUAACAGUCAAAGUUCAUUCGUUUGUGUUUUUGGAUCUUAAAGAAAAGAUUCAGCUUGGUUAUGUUUAUCGCUGCUGACCAUUCAUCUCUGUGUUUUUCUUUUUCUUUUUUUUUUUUUUUUUAUUGUGGCUUUUCUUUUCAUAUGACAUUAGGCAAGGAGGAUGCUUUAGCUCUCAAAUUAGAUGCUGUUAUAGAGGGUUGCAAGAAGAUGCUUAAAAUAGGAGAGUUUACUUUCAAUGUGGAUCAAGAAGUAUGAUGCAAUUCCUAGCCUGCAGCCUCCAAGUUAGACAAGCAAAUUAAUCUGCCCAACUUGCACUGGAAAUUCUUUUAUCUUUUGUUUGGGAAUAUGCCUCUUGUUUGAUUUUAGUUUGACUCUUUGUGCGCUGCCAAAUGGACCAGGAUCGAAGAUUUGAAAUGGUAAAGCUGUAUAUUUUUAGGUUUUCUGCAGCUGUCAUUGUGUUGUUUCUUUUAAUCUCACCAUUUAGAAAUCUUCUGUUAAAUUCAUUGUUGUUUAACUUAAUUCAGCCGGUUCAACUAUUUUGACCUGAAAUGGAUCAUUAAGUGGAAG
Messenger RNA from Oldenlandia corymbosa var. corymbosa, 4638 nucleotides. Lineage: Eukaryota; Viridiplantae; Streptophyta; Magnoliopsida; Gentianales; Rubiaceae. The record is from the annotation of a GenBank genome assembly.